AUGAAGCGCUCACUCAACCUGAAUAAAGCAAACGUCUAUUCUCAACAGGUUAGGGGACUUUCACUUCAUUUCUUGAGUUUUAUUGAGAGAGGAGCUUGUUCAAAAUUGGGACAGAUCAUGUAUUUGGCCGAAAUUUUGCUCAGAGGACGAUUUGGCACGGUGAUCACGAAUGUCACGUUAAGGUAUACCAUGGUAGCUGUGCAUAAGCCUGUGGCUAAAAACUCCAAGAGCGCCAAGGGAGCCAAGAAGGCUCUUCGCAAGAAGAAGGUCCAUCUCAAGUUCAACAUCGAAUGCAAGAAUCCUGCUGAAGAUGGCAUUUUCAAGACCGAAGACUUCGAGACUUUCCUCAACGAAAAGAUAAAGAUUAACGGAAAGUGUGGUCAGCUUGCUAAUCAUGGUGUGAAAGUAGAAUUGAACAAAACCAAAGUUUCAGUUAUUGCUGACAUUCCAUUUUCAAAGCGUUACCUCAAGUACCUGACUAAGAAGUACCUCAAAAAGCACACUCUUCGAGACUGGCUCCGUAUCGUUGCAAUCAACAAGAACACCUACGAAUUGAGGUACUUCCACAUCAACCAGGAUGAAGAUGAGGGUAGCGAUAAUGAGUAAAUGUUGUUAUUCAAUAAAUUGUUAUUGUUUUUUGUUUGAUGAAGGAAGUCGUAUAAGAAAGUUCAUGGUUUUAUGUGAUCAUGCGUUGUGCGCGUAUGAAAAGGCAUAGAUUUGUAUGAGUUGUAGAUUCUACGAUAAAGAACACUGAGGGA
This is a messenger RNA of Cylicocyclus nassatus, 758 nucleotides long. The record is from the annotation of a GenBank genome assembly. NCBI's taxonomy places the organism in Eukaryota, Metazoa, Nematoda, Chromadorea, Rhabditida, Strongylidae.